Aureobasidium namibiae CBS 147.97 is the source of this 360-nucleotide messenger RNA. RefSeq lists its product as uncharacterized. Lineage: Eukaryota; Fungi; Ascomycota; Dothideomycetes; Dothideales; Saccotheciaceae. The record is from RefSeq and is a predicted model, not a curated record. The transcript has a single exon. Bases 1 to 360 code for a protein of 119 amino acids.
AUGAAUGUCAAUGUGAUUCUGCUUCGAAUUGAGGCGGUGCGAAGACUUGCAGAAAGACGGCGGAACGAACUUCGCCUCGAGCACCAAGCUGCUUUUAGAUACCACCCUCCUACUCAUAAUGAGAGCGUCUCGCCCAAGACAAAAAUGUCCAACGUUGAAGCCUGGCGUAAACAUUCUGCCCUUCAGUACGGUUCUCCAUCAACGCCCAAUCCUCCCAGCAGUCAGAACUCUCACCAUCGUUCGUCAGAGACAGUUGGUCUCUACCGCCAAAAUCAUCUUCAGCAUGUUCACAAACAUUUUACAUCGACCAAACGCGGCUUUGAGCAGCCAUCUAUAACCCAACCCGCCAAGAGACCCUGA